CGUGAGUGCCUCUCACCAUCUCACUCCGCCAACGUCUCUUCUCCUUCGAACAGCUUCCUCCAGCUGAAUACUCUCGACCGCCAUCAUGAAGGUCUUAGCUAUGUUGAUGCUUGCCGCUGCUGUCUUCAGUGCUCCUUCACCCCAGGGUGUCCAAUCAGAUGGCCCCUUUCCGAUUAUUCCCUACGAAUUUGCCUUCGAAGUCGCCGACCCCCCAACCAACAACUACCAGAACAGAGCGGAGAUCAAACUCCCCAACGGCGACGUCUUCGGUUCCUGGUCUCUCUUACGCCCUGACGGAAACAUCCAGACCGUUACCUACAAUGUCACUGGAAACCUAGGCUUCCAGUACUCUAUAGUCCUCACGCCAACUGGACAAGUAGCAGCGUAAACCCAGUAGGCCGAACCACCGUAAAAAUUAUUCUCAAAGGUAAAAAUCCCCAAAUCCCUGCAAUAUUCUUGAGUAUUGCCAGUUUAUCUUCGCUGGGUACAACUGAAAUGUUAUAAAAAUGGAGUCUAAUUAAGGCUGCGAGGGAAUAUUUGUUUAACGCGUAGUACCAUAAAUUGGCUUCUUUAAUCGAGUUCAUUUAAUUUGAUUGGAAUAAACGGGCUUCAUCUUUGGCCGAGAACAGAUUUCUGUACAAGGAGCCUAGCACCAUCGUAAUGAUACCUUCAUGCCGAAUUCGACUGUGGAUUAGGAGACAUGGAAAAGAAAACAUCUUUGGAAACUGGAAAAACUUCGCGGAUGGGCCGUUCGAAAACUUUGCCAGUCUGAGCGAGUCUUGGCCUGACACCGAGUCAUAAAUUCCUGCAAUGCACCCGUCCUUCAUUUCCGGUUUUCUCAGUUGAAGCGAGACAUCCCUUUGAAAUAUAUCGGACAUAGCGUCUGAUUCAUACUUGUUAAGUUAGUUGUCAUUUCAUGAUUCAUUUUCUUUGCAUCUUACUCCAGGAGGUAAGAGUCCUGGUUGACUCUCCUCUUUCAUCUUCAUAAUUCUUGUCUGUUUAUCAAAGAUAUUGACAUGUUAUUGUUAUUGUAACAACGGGCCUAUUGUUUUCAAUACAAAUAUAUCACAUCUGUGUC
Molecule: messenger RNA, 1078 nt
Organism: Macrobrachium nipponense
Lineage: Eukaryota; Metazoa; Arthropoda; Malacostraca; Decapoda; Palaemonidae
Exons: 3
Coding region: 86-388 (100 amino acids)
Cellular component (GO): extracellular matrix
Source: RefSeq, a predicted model, not a curated record